AUGUCUGUGGCUCGGCUCUCCACCGAAGACAAUGAUCGGGAAUCCAAAAGGUCUAAGAAGGGAACCUCACCUGUGCUGAGAUUCUCGGACGAGGAUAAAAUUGGAACCAUCCAAUCCCAUGACAAUGCUCUAGUCGUUACACUUAGGAUUGGGGGGUUUGACGUGAAGAGAGUACUGGUAGAUCAGGGCAGUGUUGUGGAAGUAAUGUACACUGAUCUGUACAAGGGGUUAAACCUAAAGCCUGAAGACCUAACGGCGUAUGAUUCCCCUUUGGUGAGUUUCGAAGGGAAGACUGUUACACCAAGGGGACAGAUCGGACUGCCUAUACAGACCGGUUCAAACGUGGUGGAGGUGGAUUUCAUUGUGGUCGACACCUAUUUGCCGUACACAGCUAUAGUGGCCAGACCUUGGCUCCACGCCCUAGGAGCCAUUUCUUCUACACUUCACCAGAAGGUGAAAUACCCGUCAGAGGGCCGAGUAGAGGAGAUUGUAGGAAAUCAGGCCAUGGCUAGACAAUGCAUGGUGGCUGCCAUCUCACGCCAAUCCAAUGCAGAAUCCUUGGCCUCUAUACAAAAGGAUUUAUAG
Molecule: messenger RNA, 585 nt
Organism: Quercus robur (English oak)
Lineage: Eukaryota; Viridiplantae; Streptophyta; Magnoliopsida; Fagales; Fagaceae
Exons: 1
Coding region: 1-585 (194 amino acids)
Source: RefSeq, a predicted model, not a curated record